Molecule: messenger RNA, 2612 nt
Organism: Monomorium pharaonis (pharaoh ant)
Lineage: Eukaryota; Metazoa; Arthropoda; Insecta; Hymenoptera; Formicidae
Product: neurogenic locus notch homolog protein 1
Exons: 7
Coding region: 999-2243 (414 amino acids)
Source: RefSeq, a predicted model, not a curated record
ACGAUUCGCAAAAAUGUUUAUAAAUCGAUUUUCGGAAUAAAAUUGCCGAAUCGACGUUGAUAAAUACCGAGCAAACGAUUUUCGACGAAAACCCAUAAAAAUGCGAGCAAAUAUUCCUCGCCUCGAGAUUGCGACAUUGAGUCGUGCAUGUUCCAUUCACGGAAAUGACAAUAAAACGGGAGUGCGCGGUCACACGAGCCAUAUAAUACUGGUGCAUUACCAUAUUUUUGCAUGUACAUUUCUACUCUUUUUUUUUAUUUCCUUCACAUUUUUGUUCUAGAUUAGCAUAUUACGUGGAUUUAAAGGAGCGCGAUCGAGGGAGAGAGGAAGCUGCGCGAAAACGGUGAUCUGUAGCGGUGAUUUGAAACCGAUACCGGAUUUAUACUCUCAACUGCGCUGCGGCAACGGUGAUCGAGUGCGCCGCGCGUCUGCGAAGAUCCAUUUUUGGCGCGAAAGGGUUUCCUCGUCGCGGAACCUCCGCGUGCGAAACUGCAGCGGCGGUGAAUUACUCAUACCCGUUUUAACCGACUGUAUUGUUACUGCACGCGAAUAUGGAAUAUCAUUAUAGUCAGAUUGAACUGGAUAAUUACGUGCGUGCUCUGAUCGCGCUUUGCCGCGCGCGCUCAACUUCAUCGCGGGAAAUCCGCGUCGCGCGCACGUAAUCGCUCAUCAAUUACGAAAAAAAAGAAGCGAAAAAACGCGGAAUUAAACGCGAUAUAAAUACGUAGGCGAAAUUUAUCGAACACCUUGAGGAAUAAUCAGGGCCGUGCGUGGGCGAAGUUCGAAGGGGGGACCGAAGGUCGCGGAUGGUGGGGCUGUGGGAUCGUCCUCGCGUAAUCCACGCGAUCGCAGGUGAUCGGUUAGUCUUCCUCGCGCCGAUCGAGCAUUAAGUUGCAAGCAGAGAGUUUGAUUCGUCGCGGGAGUAACGUUCUCUCCCCGCUCGUCACAAUCUCAUCGCUUUUUCGGAUAGAUACGAGUUGGAGAAAUACAGUGGCAAGAUGCAGUAUUCGCGAGCCGCAGCCUUGCUCCUGCCUCUCUUCGUCGCGGUGGUGAACGGCAGCCACUACGUCCAAUACGUUCAGUCGCGAGUACUUGCGAGCAGUUGCGACAGCUACACGUGCGGCGUCAACGCGAGAUGUACGAUGAGCGAGGGACGGCCCGUGUGCUCCUGCCUGAAUUUACAUAUGGGAGACCCGCUCGCGCGGUGCGUGCGGGUCGAGUGUCUAAUCAACGAGGACUGCCCGUACAACAGGGUGUGCACGAACAACAAGUGCGUUGAUCCCUGCGUAGGUCUGUGCGGGUCGAAUGCCAAUUGCCUGACCAGAACUCACAUACCGACCUGCGAGUGUAUACCAGGAUACGUCGGAGAUCCGUUUUCGCGCUGUCAAGUCGCCGACCCCCAAGCCGCCUGUAAGCCAAGCCCGUGCGGGCAGAACACCCAGUGCGAGGUGAUCAACCAGGUUCCAGUCUGCACGUGCCUGCCGGGUUACAGAGGCUCACCCCUGACCGGAUGUCGGCACGAGUGCGAGAGCGACAGCGAGUGUCCUCCGCACCUCGCGUGCUCGUCGUCGUACAGGUGCGAGAGCCCGUGCAAGUGCGGCCAGAACGCCGAGUGCGAGGUCAUCAAUCAUCAGGCGAGGUGCAGCUGUCCGAAAUCUUGGAACGGAAACCCGUUCAUCGUAUGCCGACCGGAGUGCACCGCCCACUCCGAAUGUCCCCCGAACAAGCCCGCCUGUCUCUAUCAGAAAUGCGUGAAUCCCUGCGACGGCGUGUGCGGCGUGAAUGCCGACUGCAAUCUACGUGGGAUCACUCCCGUUUGCAGUUGUCCGAAACACAUGACCGGUAAUCCUUUCGUCAGCUGCAGACUGUUUGAGCCGCGCGAUCUCUGCGAACCGAAUCCCUGCGGUGCCAAUGCCAUUUGCACGCCGGGUCACGACAGCACCGGGAAGGAGAGGCCGGUGUGCACGUGUCCUACCGGCUACAUCGGUAACGCCCUGACGAGCUGCCAGCGCGGAGAGUGCUUCACCGACAGUGAAUGUCCCGACAAUCGGGCGUGUAUCGAUUUCACGUGUACGAACCCGUGUACCGGCCGCGAGUGCGGUCCGAAUGCCACAUGCACGCCCCGACGUCACAUCGCAGUCUGCACGUGCCCGGAGGGGACCAGAGGCGACGCCCUGUACACCUGUAAUCCGAUCGAGAGUAAAUCGGUGUACAAUUACGGCCGCGCCUACCGUUACGGCUAGUCAAACGCAAAACGACAUCACCGAUUCCACGUUCGAAAUACUCAACGUUUUAAUAACGCGUUUUAAUUUUUAUUCCAAUUCGGGCAUACUUUUGCGAAAGAACCAGGAAAUAUGAAAACAAAUUUAACCGCCUAUUCCUUACGCAGGUCGUGUAACAGAGUUAAUAUAUAUAUAUGUAUGUUUCAUAACGCUACGCUGAUAAUAUGUCUUCCAAUUCGUGUUCACCGUAGGAUCUCAUGCAAAGUGUUCUGUAUGUUUUUAUAAAGUGCAGUUAUAAACUGCGACUGGUCGCGCGAAUCUAUUUUCAAUCUGCAAUAAAAUUGGAGGCAUAACGACUUAUGCAGCAUUAAAAUUUAUAUACAACAAAAA